AAUUUGAACACUUAAGCACUGGGACCCAGUCACCCAAUUACUGACAUCAGAAAUAGGUCAGUUGCCCAUUUUAGAUGUGGUACCCAGCUGGAGUAAAGACAGAAACAUAUUUUCACUUCAAGCUGCCCAUCUGAAAGAUGGCUGGAAAAAAAUGUUACUUACCAUAAUUACAAGCUCAUUAACAUCAGCUGCAUGUCUAAGCACUCCCUAGACCCCCACCUCUCAGCUUUGGGCCAAAUUCAGUUAUACAGCCUGCCAGCUGGCAGCUUCAACUUCGUUAUGUGUAGACUGGUUCUCCAUUCAGUCAUAAAAGCAGUCACAGAGCCUACGGGUGAGAAAAAUCUAUUAUUCCAGUCCCUUCCUAUCUGACGGCAGAGGGAAAAGAGAUGAAGCUGAUGGAAAAGGGAGAUUGAUAUGGAAGAUAAAAAAAAAAAAGCAAAGGCAAUAAGAGGAAAGAGAAACUGCAGAUCAGUGGAGAAAAAAGCAGGAAAGUGAAGUGUGACCAGACUGGGCAGCAGAUACUGCUGCUGUAUAUACAGCCACAAUAUGAUGGCAGUCAUUUACUCUGAAGCUCCCAUUUGUUUCUGGGGCUGAGCUGUCAGCAGCUGCAGCCACUUAAAUCGUGGAGCAAGCUACUGGUUUCAGCUGCUGUGGAGACUUCACUUGCCUUGGUUUUUCAAUUAAUUCAAAUAUAAUGCAUUUAGGGUGAAGCCUCUUCUUGUUCACUGUGCAAACAGGACUCUGGUAUCAAGGAGGGGAACAACUGUGCAAGCUCAGGAAGAGGGAAGGAACGAUGAACUAAGGUUCCGUGUUUAAAAGGGACAGAGAACGAUGGUAAAAUGGUGCUGCUGGGCUCUUUUCUGUGGGAAAGAUGGGAGCUGAAAUAGAUGUGGAGAGACUUGUAUCUUCAUCCUACACUGAGGUACACAGGCCUAGCUCUGCAGGAAAUGAAUUUUUGUUCCCAUGCAAAGUGAUCAAAACCAGUAGCAAAAUCAACCCCCAAACAAUCUCUUUUCCUUGUGCUAGUGCAAAAAACUUGCAGUUCCUAGAAAAUGAAACCUCUGCAGCACCUGGAGAAAACUGCAGGGUUUAGCAGGGGUGCUGAGGAGCCAUUUUGUGUCAACCUUCCACUUUGUGUGAGGAUGCUGACAGCUGCUUCUGUAAGACACAACUUUAGAAAGGGGGAGAGGGCCUAGCAAUCUACCCGCAGUGCAGGAGGGAAGCUGGGAUUUAGUUUUUAUUGGCCUGAAGGUGAUGAGGGUGACAACAGUACUAAAGAAGAAUCACCUCCAAGUAGAGCAGUGAUGUCCCUUUGGCUAUCGGUAAAUACCCAUGAUUCAAAGCAGUCUGAUAAAUGUUCGGACUACAUUGAGAGACUAGCACACAAAUACAUGCAAAAUUGCACCGUGGAGUCCAGUACGGAGUCAGAAUCUGAGACCAAUUCCGAGGAUCUGCCUGGCUUACUUCCUAAAGGAUUCUCCAAGAAAACAAAGGGUACAAAACUCCAGUUUUUAGAUCCUUAUGAUGGUGAUUCAGAAGAUGCAUCAAGUCAUUCAGACUGUAGCUUGAAUUCUCUUAAUGCUGUUAACUUCAGCAGAGCUGUGGCCUACCAUAUACCAGAGGUGAUGGCUUUGAAAGGUAUUGACCCUUCGGAAGAUAAUGUAUCCCUCCAUACAUCUUCAAAUUGGGGUGGUCCAAUAAAAGAAACCCACAGUGAUGUUUACAUGGAAACAGAAAAUGACUGUAAAACAUCAGUGGAAACUCUUGGGAAAGAGAAGGAUCUUCCAGUACGACUUGUAGGAUCAACUGAACAAUUCAGAACCACUGGAGCAAUUGCUUCAACAUUCCUGUUGCCUGACCAUUCAUUACUCACAAGGCCUGAUCCUUCAACAUAUGCUGGUCUUGUAAAAAGCCCAGUCACCAUGACACCGCAAACCAUACUAGUGGCAUCUGAUAGAGUCCAUACAGUGUGUGAACAGGCAAUCAAGAGAAAGCAAGAGCUUCCAAUAUUAGAGGGCAGCAGUGAAAAACUACGAAGAAAGAAACUGCGUAUGACCUAACCUAAAGUACCAGACAGACUAAUUAUGAUCUGGAAAUCACCAAAACACUUUCUCUGUCCAAGUUUAAGCUACAGUGAACAAAUUCAGUUUUAAUAGGACUAGGAGUAUGCUGUGGUGGAAGAGCAAAAAGUGCAGUCACCCCUUUAGCUGCGCUGUGUGGAAAUACCCGAGCUAACCAUGGAAGGAGCUGGGCAAUACUUGGGCAGUUAACGCAAAGCUCAGCACAUGCUGCUGCCUCUACACUCUAAUUGAUAUUUGAGUUACUGUAGGUUAAAGCUAAUCUGGUUUGGCCUAUACCCUGUGGCAGCUGCACCUCAACUAUAGUGCACCCUGUUCAAAUUACUGUUUUGGUUUAAACAAACAGUUAAGGAUGUAUAAUAAAUGAGUGCAGAAUUA
This is a messenger RNA of Alligator sinensis (Chinese alligator), 2456 nucleotides long. RefSeq lists its product as uncharacterized. The transcript has 5 exons. The coding region runs from base 1305 to 2060 and encodes 251 amino acids. The record is from RefSeq and is a predicted model, not a curated record. NCBI's taxonomy places the organism in Eukaryota, Metazoa, Chordata, Crocodylia, Alligatoridae.